Messenger RNA from Pipistrellus nathusii (Nathusius's pipistrelle), 696 nucleotides. Lineage: Eukaryota; Metazoa; Chordata; Mammalia; Chiroptera; Vespertilionidae. The record is from the annotation of a GenBank genome assembly.
AUGGCCGGCUUGGUGGACUUCCAGGACGAGGAGCAGGUGAAAUCGUUUCUGGAGAACAUGGAGGUGGAAUGCAACUACUCGUGCUACCGCGAGAAGGACCCGGAUGGCUGUUAUCGGCUGGUGGACUACUUGGAAGGGAUCCAGAAGAAUUUUGAUGAGGCUGCCAAAGUGUUGAAGUUCAACUGUGAAGAUUACAAGCAUAGCGAGAGCUGCUACAAGCUGGGGGCCUAUUAUGUGACCGGAAAAGGCGGACUGACCCAGGACCUGAAAGCUGCCUUCAGCUGCUUUCUGAUGGCGUGUGAGAAGCCCGGCAAGAAGUCUGUGGAGGCCUGUCACAAUGUUGGUCUCCUGGCACACGAUGGGCAGGUCAAUGGCGACGGCCAGCCCGACCUGGGGACGGCCAGGGACUAUUACACGAGGGCCUGUGAAGGCAGCUAUGCCCCGAGCUGCUUCAACCUCAGCGCCAUGUUUCUGCAGGGCGCUCCCGGCUUCCCCAAGGACAUGGGCCUCGCGUACAAAUACACCAUGAAAGCCUGUGACCUGGGCCACGUCUGGGCCUGCGCCAACGCCAGCCGCAUGCACAAGCUGGGGGAUGGCGUCGCUAAGGAUGAAGCCAAGGCCGAGGCACUAAAAAACAGGGCCAUGAAACUGCAUAAAGAACAGCAGAAAAAUGUCCAGCCGCUGACGCUCGGGUAG